CCCUGUCUCCAAACAUCCUGCGGACUCGAAAGCAUCCAUCCCCGCCGGCAGAGAGACGGCUCUGGAUCAUCCGCCGAAGCAGGGAGGCGGAGGAGAAACCAUGGCGGCGCCGGAAGCUCCUCUCUGCUACGUCGGCGUCGCUCGCCAGUCCCCCGCCUUUCGCCUCAUGAAGCAAAUGGGGUGGGAAGAGGGAGAAGGUCUUGGCAAGGACAAGCAAGGGAUCAAAGGCUACGUCAAGGUCAAGAACAAGCAGGACACUAUAGGGGUUGGUCUUGAGAAGCCGAAUGAAUGGGCGUUCGACACGGCUCAGUUCGAUAGCAUUCUCCAGAGAUUGAAAGUGCAAGCAGCGAAACCCAGUGAUGAAGCUACUGAGAAGAGAACUGAAGUGGAAGAUGAUAAAAAUGACUCUAAUGAUGCUCAGGCCCCAGUGCCUAAGGCUACUCGAGCAAGGGGAAGGUAUAAGAAGAGAGAAAGGGGGAAGCUUGUCCAUGCUUAUUCAUCACAAGAUCUUGAGGGAAUUCUUGUGAAAAAGGUAGAGGAGUUGCCACAAGAAGAUCUGGAUCCCAUCGAGGAAGGUUAUCUCAUUGAUGCAUCCGAAAGCCCUGUCCUUACCACUGAAGGAAAGCCAGAUGAGAAUUUGCCAGAGUGGUGGGGCUCCAAAUACGGUUUUGUCUCUGGAGGAUUUCUUGGAGCACGAUCUAGUCGAAAGAAAAUAGUUGGCAGCAAGGACGCUGGGAAAAGUUAUGAAAGAACUGCUUUUUUUGAAGAGGAUCAAGAGAAUCUCUACAAGCUAGUCCAGGACAAGGCAACUUCUGGAAAGCAAGGACUUGGGAUUAAGGACAGGCCCAAGAAAGUGGCUGGCUGCUAUUUUCAAGGGAAAAAGACGUCAUUUGAUGACAGUAGUGAUGAUGAUACCUCAAAUACAGGUUCAUUAAAGCGAAAAUGUGAUGAUAUGCUAGAGAGGGGUAAGGCCAGCAAGCAAAAAUUGAAUCUGAAAAAGUUGUGUAAGCAACUUCUUCAUCAGGUCCCUGGGAAUUCACUCAAGUUAAAGAAGCUGAAAGUCCUUGUCGAGGAACAGUCAUCUUCUGCUUUUUCCAACUUUUCUUCCAAGAAAGAUGCCAUUGCUCAAUUGAAAGAAAAGCUGGGAAGCAGUGGGAAAUUCUCUGUGGAGGGGAAGAGGGUGAGCCUUGUGUCCAGGAAACGCUAAAAAGUUUUGGUAGAGAUUUAGUUGCGUGCACCGAUUUGUACAUUGCAGCUGAGUUUUAGAGGAGAGAAAGGGUUUCCAGGCGGCUGUACAAUCACUAGCUUUUUGCCUGGUCAGCUGGUACAAGAUAUAUUGUUCUCUUUUUCCUUAUCAUGCUAAAGUAUAAACAAAAUAUAUUUUUUCUAGUGUCUCUUUUAGAGGUGUGGCGUUGAGAUGCUCGGAUUGACGAUGCACCUGAGGCGAUCAUUGAGUAGUAAGAGUUUGGAAAGAGUUGGGUGUUGUAGUUUUUUGAGAGGAGGAUUUGUUUGUUUUGGCACAUUUUGGAAGACAUCUAUCAUUGUAAUUUGACACUAGCAUUAUUGAUACGGUGACUGAUUCUUGGGAAUGCCAAACGAGGAUGUCAUACUC
Eucalyptus grandis is the source of this 1612-nucleotide messenger RNA. RefSeq lists its product as hypothetical. Bases 101 to 1207 code for a protein of 368 amino acids. The record is from RefSeq and is a predicted model, not a curated record. NCBI's taxonomy places the organism in Eukaryota, Viridiplantae, Streptophyta, Magnoliopsida, Myrtales, Myrtaceae. Gene Ontology annotation, molecular function: nucleic acid binding. Gene Ontology annotation, cellular component: nucleolus. Gene Ontology annotation, biological process: regulation of ribosome biogenesis. The transcript has 11 exons.